UGUCCGGCUGGCUCCCGCCUGUGGCAGCGGCGGGAUGGCGGUGUCGGAGGUGUCCUGGCCCCGCAUCGUGCUGUUCGGGGACUCCAUCACCGAGUUUUCCUUUCAGGACAAUGGUUGGGGAGUGUUGCUUGCUCAGAAAUUGGUCAGAAAAUGUGAUGUUUUAAAUCGUGGACUGUCAGGCUACAAUACAAGAUGGGCAAACAUAGUUCUUCCCAGACUGAUCAGCAAAAGUUCUAAUGUUGAAAAUACUAUUACAGUUACUAUCUUCUUUGGCGCUAAUGACAGUGCUUUAAAAGAUGUGAAUUCCAACCAACACAUUCCACUGAAGGAAUAUGCUGAUAAUUUAAAAAGCAUGAUACAAUAUCUGAAGUCCAUAGACAUUACUGAAGACAAAAUUAUUUUGAUAACACCACCCCCUCUCUAUGAACCAGCUUGGGAAAAAGAGUGUAUUGCCAAAGGUGACAAAUUAAACCGCUUCAAUUCUACCACUGGAGAAUAUGCCAAGGCAUGUGUUCAAGUUGCUAGAGAUUGUGGGACUGAGGUUCUUGAUCUGUGGACACUUAUGCAGAAGAAUAAUCAGGUAUGACGUUCAGAAAAGAAGUCUGUGAAAAUGCUGAAGCUUCUUGUGUAAAGCAAUAGUUAGUACAGAGCUUGGGGAGGAACUGAAUGGUCAAUCUUGAAAAAUAAAACAAAAAAUCAUGUGUUA
Chelonoidis abingdonii (Abingdon island giant tortoise) is the source of this 706-nucleotide messenger RNA. It is a transcript of the gene IAH1, whose product is annotated as isoamyl acetate hydrolyzing esterase 1 (putative). The record is from RefSeq and is a predicted model, not a curated record. NCBI's taxonomy places the organism in Eukaryota, Metazoa, Chordata, Testudines, Testudinidae. Gene Ontology annotation, molecular function: hydrolase activity, acting on ester bonds.